AUGUACAAACCGUUAAAGGGUAGUUCAUACAUAGAACUUCCUAAGGACAUUAGUAAUUCAAAGUGUGGGCUCAUCAAUAUGAAGAACAACGACAACCUGUGUUUCCUGUGGAGUCAUGUGAGACAUCUGAAUCCUAAGGCUAGAAGAGCAACCACUAUCACACAGAAAGAUAGGGAAUUCAUAACGAACCUGGACUAUAACGGUAUAGACUUCCCUGUGAAGAUAAGUGACAUCGAUAGAAUUGAGAGGAAAAACAGUAUCAGCAUAUCUGUGUUUGGUUAUAAGGGUAAGAAACAGUUCUACCCUAUAAGGAACUCCAAGGCUAAAUAUGAGGAUCAUAUGGAACUUCUACUCCUAGGUGAUGGUAAAGGUAACAACCAUUAUGUGCUCAUAAAGGAUGUAAACAGGAUGCUCUUCAGUGUAAGUAAACAUACACAUAAGAAGCACUUCUGUCUACACUGUCUUCAUAGUUGUGUGAGUGAAGAGGUACUGGAAAAGCAUAAGGAAACAUGUCUGGAGUUAAACGGAACCCAGGCUGUAAAGCUUCCCAAGGAAGGGACAAAAAUCAAGUUCAAAAAUCACAGGAACUCAAUACCUGUGCCGUUUGUGAUAUACGCUGAUUUUGAGUCCAUACUAGUACCAGAAGAGAGAAAAGAGAAGUCAAAGAACCCUCAGGAUGAAAGUAGUACAGAUCUUUACCAGACACACAAGGCUUGUAGUUUUGGUUUGAAGACUGUCUGCCACUAUGAUGAUAAGUACUCCGGUGAGUAUAAGAGUUACGUUGGAGAGGAUGCUGCAUUGGUAUUCCUAAAGACUGUAUUGAAAGAGUCCUUCAGAUGUAGAGAGAUGGUCAACAAUAUAUUCAAGAAAAAGAUGGUAAUUACACCCAAACAGGAAUUCGAAUUCCAGGCUGCAAGAAACUGUUCAAUAUGCGGUAACGACCUUGGCGAGGAUAGGGUAAGGGAUCAUGACCAUGUAACAGGAAUGUACCGUGGAGCUGCUCAUAAUAUAUGUAAUCUGAAGUACAGAAUUACAUGGAAAGUACCUGUGGUCUUCCACAACCUGAGAGGUUACGACAGCCAUCUGAUUAUGCAGGAAAUUGGUAAGUUUAAGAUGAACGUUAACAUGAUCCCAAAUAAUAUGGAAAAAUACAUCUCAUUCUCACUGGGUAAAAAUCUGGUCUUCAUAGACUCUAUACAGUUCAUGGCUUCUUCACUGGAAGCACUGGUGAGUAACCUUUCACCUGAGGACUUCAGGAUAGUAGGUAAGAGGUGGAAGGGUGAGGACUUCAAUCUAGUGACACAAAAAGGAGUGUUCCCAUACGAGUUCCUAGAUGAUAUUAGCAAACUUAAUACAGAAGGUCUUCCGAGUAAGGAUAAGUUCUACUCUUCACUGUAUGAGUCAGAGGUGAAGGAAGAAGAUUAA
This is a messenger RNA of Paramuricea clavata, 1425 nucleotides long. The record is from the annotation of a GenBank genome assembly. Lineage: Eukaryota; Metazoa; Cnidaria; Anthozoa; Malacalcyonacea; Plexauridae.